Messenger RNA from Leptopilina heterotoma, 8115 nucleotides. It is a transcript of the gene SERCA, whose product is annotated as calcium-transporting ATPase sarcoplasmic/endoplasmic reticulum type. The transcript has 14 exons. Gene Ontology annotation, cellular component: membrane. Gene Ontology annotation, molecular function: P-type calcium transporter activity; ATP binding; ATP hydrolysis activity. Lineage: Eukaryota; Metazoa; Arthropoda; Insecta; Hymenoptera; Figitidae. Bases 461 to 3469 code for a protein of 1002 amino acids. The record is from RefSeq and is a predicted model, not a curated record. Gene Ontology annotation, biological process: calcium ion transmembrane transport; intracellular calcium ion homeostasis.
AUGAUUUGCUGUUCAUAGUGCGGUGUCGUGUCAGUUUUCUGAAAGUAAAGGCAAGCUGGUUUGUGUGAUAAUGCGGUCUAAGUGUUUGCGACGCUUGAAAAAAUGACGUAUACCUUAGAUUUUAGUGAAACCGGCGUCUUGUGAUGAUUUUUGUAAACGUGUCUAGUUUGAAUUUAAUUGUGGUGAAUGUGUGUGAGACUUAUCGUUGUCGUGCUUUGUAGUGCAGCAUAAUCUUAUAGCAAACAGAGACUAAUUUUACAGUUUUCUUGUCUUUGAAUUUAAAAUUGGAUUUUAUCACAAUUGAAAGUAAUCGAUAUUUAUUAGUCUCUCCUCGUUAUUCCUUGAAAAGAUUUACAUUUUCUUUGGACGCGCGAUAUUCUAAACAUAAUAGAAAUUAUUUGGGUGAAUGAACGUACAUAAACAUUAACAAGACUGGUCACAAAGUUAAAGAAAAGCAAUAAUGGAGGACGCCCACUGUAAAAAUGUGGACGAGGUGGUGAAUUUUUUUGGUGUUGAUUCUGAGAAAGGAUUAGCACCAGAUCAGGUGAAAAGAAAUCAAGAAAAAUAUGGUCUCAACGAAUUGCCAGCCGAAGAGGGAAAAUCCAUCUGGCAACUCGUCUUGGAACAAUUCGACGACCUUCUAGUUAAGAUUCUUCUAUUAGCCGCUAUUAUUUCUUUCGUAUUAGCUUUAUUUGAAGAGCAUGAUGAUGCGUUCACGGCGUUUGUCGAACCAUUCGUUAUUUUGCUCAUUCUUAUUGCCAAUGCCGUCGUUGGUGUGUGGCAAGAACGCAAUGCAGAGUCGGCUAUUGAAGCCCUUAAAGAAUACGAGCCCGAAAUGGGUAAAGUCGUCAGAAGUGAUAAAUCCGGUGUUCAAAGGAUUCGAGCAAAGGAAAUUGUCCCCGGCGACAUUGUUGAAAUAUCAGUCGGUGAUAAAAUUCCAGCUGAUAUUCGAUUAACGAAAAUUUUCUCCACCACCAUUAGGAUUGAUCAAUCCAUUUUGACUGGUGAAUCGGUCUCAGUUAUAAAACACACAGACGCCAUUCCAGAUCCUAGGGCUGUCAAUCAGGACAAGAAAAAUAUUCUUUUCUCGGGAACAAAUGUUGCUGCUGGUAAAGCACGUGGUGUUGUCAUUGGAACUGGAUUGAAUACUGCCAUUGGUAAAAUUCGAACAGAAAUGUCCGAGACAGAGGAAAUUAAAACACCAUUGCAACAAAAAUUGGAUGAAUUUGGCGAGCAAUUGUCUAAAGUUAUUUCUGUGAUUUGCGUGGCUGUGUGGGCCAUUAACAUUGGUCAUUUCAAUGAUCCAGCGCACGGUGGUUCCUGGAUUAAGGGUGCAAUCUACUAUUUCAAGAUUGCCGUCGCUUUAGCUGUCGCCGCCAUUCCAGAAGGUUUACCAGCCGUCAUUACCACCUGUUUGGCUUUAGGAACAAGACGAAUGGCCAAGAAGAACGCAAUUGUUCGUUCUUUGCCAUCUGUUGAAACACUUGGUUGUACAUCAGUUAUUUGUUCCGAUAAAACUGGAACUUUAACGACAAAUCAAAUGUCAGUCAGUCGCAUGUUUGUCUUUGAAAAGAUUGAGGGUAAUGACAGUAGUUUUCAUGAAUUUGAAAUCACUGGUUCGACUUACGAGCCAAUUGGUGAUGUUUUUCUAAAAGGACAGAAGAUUAAGGGUCAGGAUUAUGAGACACUACAUGAAAUGGGAACAAUUUGUAUAAUGUGUAACGAUUCGGCGAUUGAUUUUAAUGAAUUUAAACAAGCUUUUGAAAAGGUCGGUGAGGCGACGGAAACUGCUUUAAUUGUACUGGCGGAGAAAGUGAAUCCUUUCGGUGUUCCAAAAACUGGUCUCGAUCGUCGUACAAGCGCUAUUGUUGUCCGUCAAGAUUUGGAAACAAAAUGGAAGAAGGAAUUUACACUUGAAUUUUCACGUGAUCGUAAAUCAAUGUCCUCAUAUUGUGUGCCAUUGAGAACGACAAAACUUGGUAGUGGCCCAAAAUUGUUCGUUAAGGGAGCGCCUGAAGGUGUUUUAGAUAGAUGUUCACACGCACGUAUUGGUUCACAGAGAUUCCCACUUACGUCGACAUUGAAAAAUCGUAUUCUCGAUCUUACACGUCAAUAUGGUACGGGACGUGAUACACUUCGUUGUCUUGCUCUUGCGACAGCUGAUCAUCCAAUGAAACCAGACGAAAUGGAUCUUGGUGAUUCGACUAAAUUCUAUACGUACGAGAAAGAUUUGACAUUCGUUGGUGUCGUGGGAAUGUUGGACCCACCUCGAAAAGAAGUUUUUGAUUCAAUUGUCAGAUGUCGUGCGGCUGGAAUUCGUGUCAUUGUUAUCACUGGCGAUAAUAAGGCAACAGCUGAAGCUAUCUGCAGACGUAUUGGUGUUUUUGGCGAGGAUGAGGACACCACUGGAAAAUCAUAUUCUGGACGUGAAUUCGAUGAUUUGCCAUUGAGCGAGCAAAAGGCAGCUUGCGCCAGAGCGCGACUUUUCUCUCGAGUUGAACCAUCUCAUAAAUCGAAAAUCGUUGAAUUCUUGCAGGGCAUGAACGAAAUUUCUGCCAUGACUGGUGACGGUGUUAAUGAUGCUCCAGCUUUAAAGAAGGCUGAAAUUGGUAUUGCCAUGGGAUCCGGAACUGCUGUCGCUAAAUCAGCUUCAGAGAUGGUGUUGGCUGAUGACAAUUUCUCUUCCAUUGUGGCUGCUGUCGAGGAAGGCCGUGCUAUUUACAAUAAUAUGAAACAAUUCAUCCGUUAUCUUAUCUCUUCCAACAUUGGUGAAGUCGUCAGUAUUUUCUUGACUGCCGCUCUUGGUCUUCCCGAAGCUUUGAUUCCUGUUCAACUCUUGUGGGUCAAUCUUGUUACUGACGGUCUUCCAGCAACAGCUCUUGGUUUCAAUCCCCCCGAUCUUGACAUUAUGAGCAAGCCACCCCGAAAAGCUGACGAAUCCCUCAUCUCCGGUUGGCUAUUCUUCCGUUAUCUCGCAAUUGGCUUUUACGUCGGCGCUGCAACCGUUGGAUCAGCAGCCUGGUGGUUCUUGUACAGUCCCAAUGGUCCACAAAUGAACUAUUAUCAACUGACCCAUCAUUUAGCCUGCAUUGGAGGAGGAGAAGAAUUCAAGGGCGUCAAUUGCAAAGUGUUCCACGAUCCUCAUCCUAUGACGAUGGCUCUCUCCGUUCUCGUUACAAUUGAAAUGUUGAACGCGAUGAACAGCUUGUCUGAAAAUCAGUCACUCAUCACGAUGCCACCGUGGUCUAAUUUAUGGCUCAUCGCUUCGAUGGCACUUUCAUUUACACUCCACUUUGUCAUUCUAUACAUCGACGUUCUCUCGUCCGUAUUCCAAGUGACGCCAUUGACCGUAGAGGAAUGGAUAACAGUAAUGAAAUUCUCAAUACCGGUGGUGCUUCUCGAUGAAACACUUAAAUUCGUUGCCAGAAAGAUCGCAGACGUUGCACCACCCGUCAAGCCAACGAAGUAAACUCCAAAGCCGACUCUUGAUUCGGCACCUACAACCACAGGAGAUAAAAUAUCGUCAACGUCACACCACCAAAAAAAAAAAAAAAAUCAACGUGGCAGACAUGGUUCGAAUCAAUUUGCGAAAACCAAUCCCUCAAAAAACAAUCUCCUCUGUCGUCAAUGACUAUAUAUAUAUCCUUCCAGACUGAAUUAUGUCCCAUAAAAUUGUAAAUAUAGGCAAAUAGUGAAAAGAAACAAUUAAAAAAAAAAAAAACAAUCCUUUCAAUUUACCUCAAAAAUUUCCUUUCUCCAUUUGCCUAUACAAUUAAAAACUAGCACAUAUAGGGACACUUCAAAAUGGUGAUACAAGCAAAGACUCUCGCUGAUCAAGGACCAAGAUAAAAGGGGGCCGAGGGUGACGGAAAAACUGUUCAACUCAAAUAGUAUUUCUAUAGUUAUAAUGUUAUUAAUAAAACAAAAAAAAAAAACAAAAACAAAAACAAAGAACGAAAAAAAAAAAAUGAAAAACAGUGUGUGUGAAUCGGUGUCAGAAAGAAAUUUUAUCAAUCUCACGUAUUCCCACGCUUCAAAUUUCUUCUACACUUAAUUAUAUUGUACUACAAUUUUAUUGUAAUGUCCAAAAUAAUCCACUCUGUAUGAUUAAUAUACAUAAAAUGAGAUUUUUGGGAGGACUGUUUUCUCAAAAAAAAAAAAAUAAUCUCGAACAUUUUUUCCCGUGACUAUAAAUACAAGUUUGAAUAUUUAUUUCUUGCUGGGCUAAGUAAAAAAAAAUUAUUUUUCAUUUUCAUAGUUUUGCUAAUAGGAAAAAAAAACCCUGGGUGCUAUUCUUUUUCAUUAAAAAAUUGAUAAAAAUAAGAUGAGAAAAAAAUUUUAAUUAUUAUUAUUAGAAAUUUUUAAUGAAAACCAAUAGCACCCAGGAGACGUUAUUAUAACGACGCCGUCAACCAAAAGGGCUUACGUGAGAAACAGCGUUGUUUUUGUUAGACCCUGGGUGCUAUUGUUUUUGUUUGAAAUUUUCAAUUAUGGAUCGUCUUAUUAUGAAAUUUUAAUGAAAAACAAUAGCACCCAGGGUCUAACGAACAGCCGGCGACCGAAAAAAUUUACGCCAGUAACAGCGUCGUUUUUCCUAACCCCUGGGUGCUAUUGUUUUUCAUUGAAAAUUUUAAUUUUUGAUUAUAUUAUUAUAAAUAUUUAACAAUAGCACCCAGGGACUAACGAAUACGACGGCGUUUCUCGCGUUAGUUCUUGAGGUUGCAGCGGUUCAAAUGGAUAUCCGAGGAGCACCCAUAGGUAUCCCAGGGUAUUCGAACCAACGAAGGUAAAUAAACAGCUGGCAACCAAAAGGGAUUACACGAAAAGUAGCGUCGUUUUCCCUAAUCCCUGGGUGCUAUCGUUUUUCACUGAAAAUUUUAAUUUUUGAUUAUAUUAUUAUAAUUAUUUAAUGAAAACAAUAGCACCCAGGGUCUAACGAACAGCUGGCGACCGAAAAAAUUUACGGCAGUAACAGCGUCGUUUUCCCUAACCCCUGGGUGCUAUUGUUUUUCAUUGAAAAUUUUAAUUUUUGAUUAUAUUAUUAAAAAUGCUUAAUGAAAACAAUAGCACCCAGGGUCUAACGAACAGCCGGCGACCGAAAAAAUUUACGCAAGUAACAGCGUCAUUUUCUCCAACCCCUGGGUGCUAUUGUUUUUCACUGAAAAUUUUAAUUUUUGAUUAUAUUAUUAUAAAUAUUUAAUGAAAACAAUAGCACCCAGGGACUAAUGAAGACGACGGCAUUUUUGCGUUAGAUCUUUUGUUUAUCGUGGUUAAAAUUGAUAUCCGAGGAGCAUCCAUAAGUAUUCCAGGGAUUUUCGAAGCAUCGGCAACCGAAAGAGCUUACAAUCGAGAAACAGAGUUGUUUUCUUUAACCCCUGGGUGUCUCUGGGACACCCUACGAGAUGUGCCUGUGUUUUUGGGACAUUCUAUGGGAUAUCUCUGGGUGUCUUUCGAACAUUCUGUGCAAUAUUCCUGGGUGUCUCUGUGCAUCCUACAGGAUAUCAUAUGGGACAUUCCUGGGUGCCCAUGCAAUAUCCUGAUAAAUAUUUCUAGGUGCAUUUGUGUAUCUUAUGGGAAAUCACUGGGUGUCUCUAUGAAUCCUACAGGAUAUCAUAUUUUUUCUGGAGAUUAGAAUAUCUCGAGGAUAUCAUAUGGGACACUUCUGGGUGUCUAUGAAAUAUCCUGAUGAAUAUCUCUGGGUGCCUCUGUGUAUCCUAUGGGAAAUCCCUGGGUGUCUCUGUGAAUCCUACGAGAUAUCAUAAUUUUUUUUGCAGAUUAGAAUAUCUCCAGGAUAUCAUAUGGGACACUUCUGGGUGUCUAUGAAAUAUCCUGAUAAAUAUCUCUGGGUGCCUCUGUGUAUCCUAUGGGAAAUCCCUGGGUGUCUCUGUGAAUCCUACGAGAUAUCAUAAUUUUUUUUUGAGAUUAGAAUAUCUCCAGAAUAUCAUAUGGGACACUCCUGGGUGCCUAUACAAUAUCUUUAGGAAUAUCUCUGGGUGCACUUGUGCAUCCUAUGGGAUAACCCUGGGUGUCUUUGGGCAUCCUAUGGGAUAUUAUAAUUUCAUUGGAAAUUAAAAUAUUUUCAGGACAUCCUAUGGGAUAUCCCUGGGUGUUAGGGUUUAUAAUUAUAUAUAUAUAUAUAUAUAUAUAUAUAUAUAUAUAUAUAUAUAUAUAUAUAUAUAUUAUAGAUUUGUAGUGUAAUUAUGGCGUUUUGUAAAUGCAUAAUUCUGAGGAGGUUUAAUUCAAUCAUUGUGUGUAUUGUGUUGCAGUGAGCGAGGUUGUGGUCGACAAGUGGUAAAGCCAACAUGCAAUAUCAUCCAUGCCAAUUAUCACUGUCAAAAGCUUUCGUAUUCACAAGGGAGAUAACUCGCUGCGCAAUCAUAUAGCUACUGUCGCCGAUAAUCACAGUACACACGAUAACAAAAAAAAAACACAAAAAAAAACAAAAAAAAAGAACAUGCAAAACACUUUGUAUUAACAAUAAUCGUGUGCCGCUAGAAAUUUAUAUUUUAUGUCUAUCCAAAAAUUCUUACUAUUAAUAAUUUAGUCUUCGCUUUUAUCUUCACUUUCUAGUCUUCAUCUUCAUGAAUCUUUAUUUUUAACUUUUAUUAAUUUUUUUUUGUCAGAUAUUUCUUUUUCUUUACUUGAUGUUUCUUUCUCUUUCUAUUUUGUUAAGAUAUUUUCUCCAUUUCUUGUCUUCUUUAAGCAAAUGUUUCUUUUUCAGUUUUUUUUUUUUUUUUUUUUGAUCUUUUUAUCCGCUUACCGCUAACGACGCAGCUUUCGUACAGACGUACAUGCAACUUGUACACUUUACAGCUUUUUCCACUUUUAUAAGCAUUAUUUUUAAGCCACCAUAGUCGACCAACCACAUCAUCGACCGUCGUCUCUUCUUUCUCUUUCUCUCUUUCUUUCUCCCCCCCCCCUUCUCUUUUUAGUAAAAAGUUCUAUUCGAUGGAUUUUUGCAAAGUAACACCAUUUUUAAAAACUCUUGAACUUUACUUUUAAGUUUACCUCGAGUUUUCUUAUAUCUUGGAUUUUUUUAAACGAAUAGUUUUUUUUCUCUCAAAGAAUAAGAGAAUAAUGAAAUAAUUUGUAAUUUUUUUCAUUCUCUUUGAUAAAUGAAUAUUCUUAGUAGCGAGAAGUAUAAAAUAUUCUAAUUUAGUCAAGAGAAAAAAAAGUUUUUAGCCCUAAAAAUUAAUGAAUUUAAUGAAAAGUAAAAUUUUUGUUUUUUUUCAAUUGUAACUAAGUUUAUAUUUUUGUGAAAUUUAUUCGUUUACAAAAAAAGAAAUUUUUUUUCUGCCUUUGAAGAACGAAUAGAAUUUAUAUACUAGAAAUUAUGGAGUUAUAGUUAUCGCGUUCGUAUAGUAAAUAGUAGCCGCGUGGAAUUAUCGUCUGUCGUCCGCUCUCUGCAAUUCUUAAUGAUGUUCAAAUCCCCAAGGCUGAGAAGUUUUUUUUUCCAAUUUAUAAUUAUUAUCUUAGAGAAAAAGUAAUUUAAAGUAAUUUUCAAAAAUAAGAAAAGAAAAUAGAUUAAAAUAAAAUUUUAUUUUUUAAUAUUUUUUCUUUCUUUCUCAAUAUAUACCGUUACCUUCAAAUAAUAAUAAUUGUCGUCCCGUCUUGUUCCUUUAUCAGGGGAUAAUAAAAAAAAAAAAAAAGAAAUCAUUGAAUUGAUAUUUAUAAAGGAUUUUACGAGAAUUAUCACACGUGAAAAACCAGCGAUGAGUGUCCCUUCCUUCCUCCCCCCUGAAAGAAAACCAGGAUCACUAGUGUCGUGUGCGAAUUUGAAAAUCUCCAAUUAUAUAGUGAUAUUUUUAAUUUAAAAUAAUAUAAUGAAAAUUCUUCGACGAAGCCGUCCUAUCAGGAUUCGUCGCAUGCGCUGGAAAAGACCGUUCACAUUUUUAACAAAAAAAAUAAAUAAAUAAUAAGAAAUAAGUGAAAUAAAUAUGUGAAACAUUUAAGUUUCCAAAAAAAUAUCUCUGUCGUACAAAGUAAAAAAUAGUCUGUACCUUUUAUUUCUCUUUAAGUUGAUUUUCGCUUGUACGAUUACGGAAAAAAUAACCUUAAAGUAAAUUUUUGUUAUAUAAAUUUUUUUACACUGUACGAAAGAUUUUCUCAGAAAAA